Messenger RNA from Trichoderma asperellum CBS 433.97, 1654 nucleotides. RefSeq lists its product as uncharacterized. NCBI's taxonomy places the organism in Eukaryota, Fungi, Ascomycota, Sordariomycetes, Hypocreales, Hypocreaceae. The record is from RefSeq and is a predicted model, not a curated record. Gene Ontology annotation, cellular component: membrane. Gene Ontology annotation, biological process: transmembrane transport. Gene Ontology annotation, molecular function: transmembrane transporter activity.
CAAAAAUUGUAAACUCGCCAUUUACCCAUACGCUGCUGAUUUUGAUGACACAAUAUGGCCAAUUCUGUUGCCGGCGACGAUCAUGAGCUGAGUCGCAUCCAUACAAACGACGAGCACGGCCGUGGAGAGAAUUCUAGAAAUCCGGCACAGGUUGAGCAAACGCUGCCUCCGGCAGACUAUGGUCGCCGUGCAUAUCUCGCCCUUGCAUGUUGUACAGCUGCUCAAGCUCCUAUUUGGGGGUACUCUGUCUCUUUUGGCAUCUUUCAAGAGUAUUACAGCAAUCCCGAUCAUGGGAUAGAUGCGUCUCCUGGAGCCAUCGCCACCGUCGGAUCCAUGCAAAUGGGCAUUAUGUAUUUGCUGAUGCCCGUCGCAUUCGUGAUUCUCAGCAGGUAUCCAUAUCUACGACGAUGGUGCGGUCCUUUGGGGCUCGUCGUCACCGUUGCAAGCCUGUCUGCCUCUGCUUUUGUAAGCAGCAUCGCAGGAUUGAUCGCCACACAAGGCGCCCUCUAUUCCAUUGGCUGCGGCCUGCUUUUCAGCCCCAUUUCCCUCUACAUGGACGAAUGGUUUAUCGAACGCAAAUCCCUGGCCUAUGGAAUUAUGUGGAGUGGUAAGUCCUUGGUGGGUGUGGCGAUGCCGUUCCUCUUCAAUGCCUUGCUGCGAAGGGUCGGGCUCCGUGCAACAAUCCUUUCUUGGGCGAUAGCUUCCACGCUGUUGACAUUGCCGACUCUUUUCUUUCUUAAACCGCGCAUUCCACUGUCUACUGUGUCUCGCGCCCGGCCGCUCUCAUUCGCCUUUCUCCGCCAUACUUCGUUUUGGAUGAUGCAGUUCGGCAUAGUCGUUCAAUCUCUUGGAUAUCUCAUGCCAAGCACAUAUGUGGCUUCAUAUGCAUCGGCUAUUGGUCUAUCUUCUGUUACCGGUCCCAUCUUGCUUGCACUCUUCUCCACGGCUUCGGUGCCUGGGUCAUUAGUCCAUGGCAUGCUGGGCGAUAGACUGUCUGCGACUAAACUAAUUCUCCUUUCAUCUUUCGGCAGUGCUAUUCCUGUCUUUCUCCUGUGGGGUCUCGGUCGCCAUCUCAGCACCAUGGUUGUUUUCGUUGUCCUAUACGGCUUUUUCGCCGGUGGGUUCAGCUCUACCUGGUCUAGUAUGACCCAAGAAAUUAGAAAAGAUGAUCGAGCUGCAGAAACUUCUCUGGUUUUUGGUCUCCUCAUGGGCGGUCGUGGCGUGGGCUAUGUAAUGUCAGGCCCCGUGUCUGGCUCUCUUUUGUCUAUAAAGGAUCUGCUCACAGAGGAGCCGUUGGGGUAUGCCACCAAGUAUGGACCUAUGAUUCUCUGCACUGGAAUUACGGCUAUUUUGGGAGCAUGGGCGCCGUUAUGGAAGGCUGCGAGAACAACAGGCAGGGUGACCCUCACAACUUGCUCGCGCUUAUUUAUUAGUACUUCGCGAUGAAGGAUAUGACAAGUUUGCGAUGGCAAACUCGGAGAGGAUGGUCUAAAGGUAGAUAUACCUUGUAGGUCGGGAGCGACAAUAUCCGACUGCAUUUCCUUUGGCGAUAUCAUCAUCCCAGAGUAGCGUGAACUUGUGUGUGAAGAAGAAAGAGAAGAGUAUAUGGCUCAAGAUGGGAUAAUAAGUUACAUCAUAUAGAAUAACACCCAGC